ACUGCCUGUUCAAACUCUUCAGAGCUUCAAUUUCAUUUUUCGGGACUGGAAUCUGCUAGGACCAAUGAUAAUGCUAUUAUCAACACGAAGACUUCCUUGUGCCAAUCCCAAGAGGCCUCUUCAUGCUAUCCGCCUACACUUAAUGAGCUAAUUGCAUCUGGGCGUGUUGUUGAACAUCUGGCUGACGGACGGAGUCUCGUCUAUCCAGCAACUGCAGUCCACCCGAUAACUCUGCUCGAUGCCUUCAGAUCAGGCCAAUUGGACGCUGAGCGUUCUGCCUUUCGAGAAUCCGGUCCUGAGGGCCGGCUUAUUCGUCUUUCGGAUGCAGUCAAGGCUGGAUAUGUCGAUCCACAGCUUGGCGUCGUACGCCUACUUACUGUCGAUCCUAUGAACUCUAGUGGACAAAUUGAAGCCAAAUUUAGUUUAACUCAAGCCAUUGGCCAAGGUUGCUUCCCUCCCGUAAAUCUGCCACCACCUACUCCUCAGAGAACCGGCUCCUUCGCCAAUGGCAUCGCUGAGGUAUCUACCACCUUCGGGCUGGAAGACAAGCCCUCUCAGCUCAAUGGCUUGCGAUUAGGAUUGAUUUCUGCUGACAGUAGGGAGUGGCUCUUGCCUGAGGAUGAGUCAGCAUAUCCGACUCGAUUUCUUUCCGAUGAUGGCUCUUUCGUGGACUCUGCUUGUUCUCUAUACCAGCAAAAUAAGCGGAGAAACGUUCUUAAAGACUUGCUUACUAGAAAGAUGCCAGCCUUCGCUGCUUCCUUAGUCUCUUCUACUCUGAAGCGCAGCCAUUCGGUUAUUUCUAGCCCUUUGCCACCUAGAGGCCCCUCUGUCUCUCGUACCAACAUAUCUUUGACCAACUGCACCUUUGGAGUUCGUAGCGGAGGAGAUAUAUUUUCUACAGGAGGCAUUUCCAGGCGACGCACUUUGACCGUAAGCCGGUCUCUUUUAAAUGGGCUUGGGCAAUGUGCUAUCUCUAGUCCAAGAGCUCAUUCGAAUGAUUGUGGUCAUUCGGGCGGAGCACCACAAGAAGAGCGGCAUUCUUUGUUUGCAUCUAGCCUGGCUCGUCUCCGUAGACGUCCUACGCGGCAUAACUCGUCUCGGGGCGAUCUUGUAAGUGCGGAGGGCUCCUCAUGCGAUACUGGUGGCUCUCUUUCGCGGCUGCGGCAGCAACAAAUUCAACAGAUGACCGUGUGGCAGAAGCAGCGUCACUGCGUUAUCUACGCGUUCUUUACACUGCACUUUGGCGUGCGUAUCGAAUCUGCUAUUACUAAUAACAUGGUGCGGGAAGGUCACGUUGAUUGUCACCGAGGUGUUGUUCGUGAUCCGGAGUCAGCUGAAUUUAUAGACUUGGGUGAAGCCAUCGCUAGAGGCACUGUUUUCGCUACUGUAUUUACGCAAUCUCAUGUUGACCCUGAGGUGGCUGCUGGAGAUUCAUUUUGGUGUCUGCCAGGAGAUGAGGGUUGCGCCUACUGGCUAGAAGUGUUUCAUAGACGUCACGAUACCUACAGAUUGCAACGUAUAUACGAUCCAGACCUUAACUGCUUGAUUCCGGUGACCGAGGCCUUGGCAAAGGGGAUCAUUGAUCCUGUUCAUGGAACAUACACACAUGCUACCAGCAGGGAGAUCCAGCCACUUGAGGAUGCACUCUCGCGGGGCUUGAUUCAGGCCCUACCUCAGGGCCGACCACCGCCUUUUGAUCUCAUUGUCGACCACUUCGACACCAUCCAUGUGCGGACUGUUGAAGAAGAAAUGUCCUUUAAUUUGCUCGGCGUUUCAGAAACUUCAAUUCGACCCUUGCCUUCUCGGACAUCUAGCAUUCCACCACUUUCUACGAGAUACUUAGUUCAUACGGGCUACCAACUUCUACAAAAUGAAGAGGUGCUCGAAUUGGCUACUGGCAAUAGGUUUCCUCUUCUCGUUGCACUGAAUCGAGGUUUCGUACAGCAACUAAUCAGAGAUCCCGAAAUAACUGAACCACAGGUGAGGGACUCCAUUUAG
This is a messenger RNA of Protopolystoma xenopodis, 1998 nucleotides long. NCBI's taxonomy places the organism in Eukaryota, Metazoa, Platyhelminthes, Monogenea, Polystomatidea, Polystomatidae. The record is from the annotation of a GenBank genome assembly.